AUGGAAGCUGCAUUAGCCUUGUGGGUUGCCGACUGCUGGAAAAAAAACGUGAGUUUGGACACUAAUAUGAUCAUGACAAAAGCCAAAUCUCUCUAUGAUCAAACCUUGCCCGAUGACGACGACAAAGAUGCUGAAGAAGCCAUUGAAGAUUAUCCUGACGAACCUCAAGCCAGUACUAGCUCUGCCACUAGUGAUUCACCUCCUCGAAGACGAGGCUUUACAGCCAGCAAAGGCUGGUUUGAUAAAUUUCAAAAGAGAUACGGCCUCAAAAGCGUGCCUUUGUAUGGUGAGGCUGCCUCUGCCGAUGCCGAUGCUGCUCUUCGUUACGUGGAGGAUGAGUUUCCUAAGCUCAUCAGUGAUGGCGGCUACCUCCCUGAGCAAGUUUUUAACAUGGACAAGACAGGCCUCUUUUGGAAGAGGAUGCCUUCUCAUACAUUCCUCUUCAAGGAUGAAGUGAAGAGGCCAGGCUUCAAGACCCACAAGGACUGUGUCACUCUCAUCAUGUGUGGCUAUGGUGCAGGCUUUAUGCUGAAGCCAGGCCUUAUUUAUAAGGCCAAAAAUCCACGGGCCUUAAAAAACAAAAAUAAGGCUCUGCUCCCCAUGUAUUGGAUGCAUAACUCUAGGGCCUGGAUAAAGAAAGCCCUGAUCCUCGAAUGGUUCCUCCAUUGCUUCAUUCCCCACAUUCCCCAGGUGAAGCUAUAUCUGGGUCAGAAGGGCCUCCCUUUUAAGGUCCUUCUCUUGAUGAACUAUGCAGGACGCCAUGCAACAGACCUGCAAUAUGAUGGGGUUCAGAUCGAGUUUCUGCCCCCUAACACCACAUCUCUAAUUCAGCCGAUGGAUCAAGGUGUCAUUCGUGCCUUAUGGCACUCUACACUCGUUCCACGAUGGAGGGCCUCAUUGCGGCAGUUGACGACAACGACGAAGGCUUCACCUUGCAAAAGUACUGGUGUAACUACGACAUUGCAUCAAUAUCCAGCAAGCAUUGUAGGACAUGAAAACUGA
This is a messenger RNA of Macrobrachium nipponense, 1002 nucleotides long. Its product is annotated as tigger transposable element-derived protein 1-like. The record is from RefSeq and is a predicted model, not a curated record. NCBI's taxonomy places the organism in Eukaryota, Metazoa, Arthropoda, Malacostraca, Decapoda, Palaemonidae. Gene Ontology annotation, molecular function: DNA binding. Gene Ontology annotation, cellular component: nucleus. The transcript has a single exon. The coding region runs from base 1 to 1002 and encodes 333 amino acids.